Molecule: messenger RNA, 816 nt
Organism: Toxorhynchites rutilus septentrionalis
Lineage: Eukaryota; Metazoa; Arthropoda; Insecta; Diptera; Culicidae
Product: putative lysozyme-like protein
Exons: 3
Coding region: 1-816 (271 amino acids)
Source: RefSeq, a predicted model, not a curated record
AUGUCAACAACAACAACAGCAACAAUCACAAACGUGGAGACAAGGGCAAGAAACGCGAAAAUAAAACCGGACAUACACAAAAAUGGCCCAGGCUGUGGCGGCGGCGUUUCUUUGAUUAGCGGUGGUGGUGGUGGCGGAGGAGGCAGUAGUGGCGCUGGUGGUGGAAACGCUAUCUCGCUAGCUCACGUUGGCAUCCAGUCGCUUGUGCACCACCUCGACCAGGAGGACAUGAGCAGCAGUAGCUUCAGCUCGGCCAGUCGGGCCUCACUGGAUUUGCAGCAAUCCUCGUCCGCCAGCGGCGGGAGUGCCGCCGGUGGUGGUGGGGGUGGUUCUGGAGGCGGGGCCGGAUGGCGAAUCACAGCCGCCGCAUUCCGACCCUGCUCGUCGCCAUCGCGGUGCUCAUCGUCGUCAUCGUCGUCCACGAAGCGACGGACGGGCAGUGGAAAGCGUAGUAGAAAACCAGCGGAAAAAAUCGAUAGUGGUAUUAGCAGAGAGGGGGAGCCAAAAAGUGGGGGAACCGGAGUGGAGCAGCCUGGGAGGCACCGAGAAUGUGAAACGAUUAGCGAGAAGGAGUCCCUGGUUGGGGCGAAAGAUGGCAACGGGAACGAUCACGAUCUGGUGGCUAUUGGGGUUUCUCAUGUUGAUGAUAGUGACGAUCAUGGUGGUAAUGCUGCUGAUGAUGAUGUCAACGCUGCUGGCCAUACGGGGCGCCACGGGGGAGAUUUGGUGGCCGGGGUAAGCGUGCGGGUGUUCCAGUGGGUUCGGGGAAUGAAUUUCGGAUGUCGCAGGAGGGAUGGCAUCGUGGAGAAACGAUGA